Lipotes vexillifer (Yangtze River dolphin) is the source of this 1554-nucleotide messenger RNA. RefSeq names its product MX dynamin like GTPase 1 (gene MX1). Gene Ontology annotation, biological process: receptor internalization; defense response to virus; synaptic vesicle budding from presynaptic endocytic zone membrane. Gene Ontology annotation, molecular function: GTP binding; microtubule binding; GTPase activity. The record is from RefSeq and is a predicted model, not a curated record. Gene Ontology annotation, cellular component: microtubule; cytoplasm; plasma membrane. NCBI's taxonomy places the organism in Eukaryota, Metazoa, Chordata, Mammalia, Artiodactyla, Lipotidae.
AUGGUUCAUUCUGACUUGAAAGUCAAAGAACCCGAUUCACCUUCUGCAUCCAGUCAUCUGUUACUAAAUGGAAAUGAUGAUCUGGUGGGGAAAAAUGAGGAAACGGGGUCUGAGAACAGCCUGUGCAACCAGUACGAGGAGAAGGUGCGGCCCUGCAUUGACCUCAUCGACUCCCUGCGCCUGGGUGUGGAGCAGGGCCCGGCCCCGCCCGCCAUCGCUGUCACUGGGGACUAGAGUUCGGGCAAGAGCUCCGUGCUGGAGGCUCUGUCGGGGGUCGCCCUUCCCAGAGGCAGCGGUAUUGUUACAAGAUGUCCUCUGGUGCUGAAACUGAAAAAACUUGUGAAUGAAGAUGAGUGGAAAGGCAAAGUCAGUUUCCGGGACAAAGAGACCGAGAUAUCAGAUGCUUCGCAGGUGGAAAAGGAAUCAGUGAAGGUAACCCAGGUUGCCAUUGCUGGGGGAGGCACGGGAAUCAGCCAUGAGCUGAUUAGUCUGGAAGUCACCUCCCCUCAUGUCCCAGAUCUGACCCUGAUAGACCUUCCCGGCAUCACCAGGAUCGCUGUGGGCAAUCAGCCAGCCGACAUUGAAUAUCAGAUCAAGUCUCUCAUCAGGAAGUACAUCCUUAAGCAGGAGACCAUCAACUUGGUGGUAGUCCCCGCUAAUGUGGACAUCGCCACCAUGGAGGCACUGUGCAUGGCUCAGGAGGUGGACCUCCAAGGACUGGACCAUAGUCUCUGGGUCUCAGGAAUCUUGACGAAGCCCGAUCUGGUGGACAAAGGCCCCUAAGACAAGGUAGUGGACAUGGUGAGAAACCUCGUCUUCCACCUGAAGAAGGGCUACAUGGUCGUCAAGUGCCGGGGCCAGCAGGACAUCCAGCACCAGCUGAGCCUGACCAAGGCCCUGCAGGAGGAGCAGGACUUCUCUGGGAACCACGCCCAUUUCAGGGAUCUUCUGGAGGAAGGAAGGGCCACGGUCCCGUGCCUGGCCGAAAGACUGACCGCUGAACUCAUCAUGCACUUCUGUAAAUCUCUGCCCCUGUUAGAAAGUCAGAUAAAGGGGAGUCACCAGAGAAUAACAGAGGAACUGCAGAAGUAUGACCCAGAUACCCCGGAAGACGAAAGUGGAAAGAUGUUCUCUCUGAUAGAUAAAAUUGAUGCGUUUAAUAAAGAGAUCACUGAUGUAAUAGAAGGGGAAGAAUUCGUGGGAGAGUAUGACUCUCGGCUGUUUAACAAAAUGCGAACGGAGUUCUACGGAUGGAGUGUUGUGGUUGAAAACGGUUUCCAGAAAGGAAGAACUCUGCACCAGCCCUGCUCACUGGGCUACUGUGCUCACCAGGAGGUCAGCACCCGCAUCUCCAGCCACACCCCCUUGAUCAUCCAGUUCUUCGUGCUCAAGACGUUUGGCCAGCUGCGGAAGGGCAUGCUGCAGCUGCUGCAGAACAAGGACAAGUACGACAGGCUGCUGAAGGAGCGCAGCGACACCAGCAACAGGAGGAAGCUCCUGAGGGAGCCGCUGCAGCAGCUGACCCGGGCUCGGCUCGCCAAGUUCCCCGGCUGA